This is a messenger RNA of Auanema sp. JU1783, 2001 nucleotides long. The record is from the annotation of a GenBank genome assembly. Lineage: Eukaryota; Metazoa; Nematoda; Chromadorea; Rhabditida; Rhabditidae.
AUGUCUGACAAGCGUGAAUCGGAUGAACAACAUGAAGAUAACAACCUUCAAGACAUGCAAACCGAACUCGGGUUCUCUAAUAUGACAUUGGCACAUUCAGGAAUGGAAGAAGUUGUAGAUCAAUUACUACCUGUCGCACCUGAUGGUGGAUAUGGUUGGGUUAUCGUAUUCGCUGCCUUUAUGUCAAACUUAAUUGUUGACGGUAUUUGUAAUGCUUUCGGUGAAUUAAAAGGUGCAUUCAAAGAAAGAUUCAAGGCAAAUGAUGCUGUUACUGCACUUAUUGGAUCUCUUUUAAUUGGAGUUUAUUUGCUUGUUGGUCCAUUAGUUGGUGGUCUUGUAAACAAAUAUGGUGCACGAAAAACUGUUAUCUUGGGAUCAUUCAUUGGUGGAGCUGGACUUCUGUUAUCUGCUGCUGCUCCUAACAUUACUGUAUUCCUUCUUCUCUAUGGAGUUGUUGGAGGAAUCGGUUUUGGUAUGAUCUAUCUGCCAGCUAUUGUUAUUGUCGGAUUCUACUUCGAAAGCAAGAGAGCUGUAGCUACUGGUAUUGCUGUUGCUGGAUCUGGAGUUGGAACUAUACUCAUUCCAGUGUUAUCAGAAUAUUGUUUGAAAGAGUUUGGAUUGGUCAAGACUCUUUUCGUACUUGCAUGCUUAUUAUUCUCCUGCGUAUUCUAUGGUGUUCUCUAUAAACCACUCACCACUCCAGCUCAACCUGAGAAAGAUGUUGAAUUGAAUUUGUUGAAAAAUGAAGAAAAAGAUUACGAGGGAAGAAAGGACGGAAGCAACCCACACUCGCCCACUGGUGAUAACCAUGAAGGAAGAAAUAGCAUUCGAUUAGGCGCCUUAUCUUCAUCUGCAUUGAACACAUCAAAGUCUAACCUUGAUGGAAACUCAAUGAGCCGUGUGUCGGCAAAGAAUCUGGCUCAAUCAAUGAACCUUUUGAAUCAAGUACAAGGAUCAAACAUGAGCCUCGCCUUGAGCGGAGUAGACGCAACCGAAUUCUCCCGCCCACUCAAUCGUUCUGACAUCUUCUACAGCGGAUCAAUUAAAAAUUUGAAGGAGUUCAAACAAGAAGGAUCUAACCUUCAACAAUACAGAGCUUCAGUGCUAUCUAUUCCAAAAGCAUCACUUGCAGCUAAUUUAGGAAGUGGAGAUUUACAUGAAGGAGCAAAGCUUGCUGAAUCUCAUUUGUCAGGCUUGUGUCAUAUUGAGAGAGAUAACGACAAAUGCAAAUGCCUUCCAUUAACUGUCCGAAAUGCAUUUAACGAGAUGAUUGAUUUGGAAAUGUUGAAAGACCCCGUCAUGAUUUGCUUGUGCUUAUCAAAUCUUUUGGGAAUGAUGGGAUUCUAUAUUCCAAUUUUGUUCAUGAAGGAUUUGGCAUUAGCUUCUGAUGUUCCAGCAGAUCUCACAAAAUAUUUAAUUCCAUGCUUUGGAGUUACAAACACAGUUGGAAGGGUUGUUUUCGGAUGGGUUGCUGAUCGUGGUUAUAUGACUGCCUUGAAUAUUAAUAAUUUAUCUCUUUUGUCAUGUGGAGUUUUGACCAUCAUCAGCACUUUCUUGAAUGGUUUCGAGCAAUUAUUGGUCUACUGCGCUGUGUUCGGAUUCAUAAUAUCUGCAUAUAUCAGUUUGACAUCAAUUGUUUUGACUGAUCUCUUAGGAUUAGAGAAGUUGACAAACUCCUUCGGUAUUUUGGUUGUUGCUAGGGGUGUUGCUUCACUCGCUGGAGCUCCUUUCGCUGGAGUCGUCUAUGAAAUGACAAACUCAUACCCUGCUGCAUUCGUUUUCGCUGGUGUGCUGAUUAUCUUAUCCGGUCUUAUUUCUUGCUUAGUUCCUUGUGUAACGAAGACGAAGCAAAGCAAAGAAAUUGUUAAAGGAAGAAAGCAAAAACAUGAUGAUAGUUUGUCGGGAAAAUUAUCGGUUGUUUCUGAAUGUUCGGAAGAAGAACAUCAGCGAACAAUUCAAAGUUUACGACAACAAAAUAUGAUCAAUCAAGGUAUAUUGUAG